AGUUUUAUGUGUGAGCAGGAUGGAGGCUGACCUGUCUGGCUUUAAUAUCGAUGCCCCCCGCUGGGACCAGUGCACUUUCCUGGGGCGGGUGAAGCAUUUCUUCAAUGUCACGGACCCCCGCACCGUCCUGGUACCGGAGCGGGAGCUGGACUGGGCCAAGGUGCUGGUGGAGGAGAGCAGGAUGGGGACUGUGCCCCCAGGCACGCGAGUGGAGCAGCUGCUCUAUGCCAAGAAGCUGUACGACUCGGCCUUCCACCCUGACACCGGGGACAAGAUGAACGUCAUUGGGCGGAUGUCCUUCCAGGUCCCCGGGGGCAUGAUCAUCACGGGCUUCAUGCUCCAGUUCUACAGGACGAUACCGGCAGUGAUCUUCUGGCAGUGGGUGAACCAGUCCUUCAAUGCCUUAGUCAACUACACCAACAGGAAUGCAGCUUCCCCCACGUCGGUCAGGCAGAUGGCCGUUUCCUACAUCACUGCCACAACCGCUGCGGUGGCCACUGCUGUGGGCAUGAACACGUUGACAAAGAGAGCCCCGCCCCUGGUGGGCCGCUGGGUGCCCUUUGCCGCUGUGGCUGCGGCUAACUGUGUCAACAUCCCAAUGAUGCGACAGCAGGAACUCAUCCAGGGCAUCUGUGUGAAGGACAGGAACCACAAUGAGAUUGGUCAUUCCCGGAGAGCUGCGGCCAUAGGCAUCACCCAAGUGGUUAUUUCUCGGAUCACCAUGGCAGCCCCUGGCAUGAUCCUGCUGCCGGUCGUCAUGGAAAGGCUGGAGAAACUGCGCUGCAUGAAGAGAAUCCGGGUGCUGCACGCCCCAUUGCAGGUUCUGUUGUCCGGGUGUUUCCUCAUCUUCAUGGUGCCAGUGGCAUGUGGGCUGUUCCCGCAGAAAUGUGAAUUGCCAGUUUCCUAUCUGGAACCAGAGCUCCAAGACACUAUCAAGGCCAAGUAUGGAGAACCUGUGCCUUAUGUCUACUUCAAUAAGGGUCUCUAAAUGCCCCACCCCAGCAAGGAACAGUCCAUACCCAUGUUUACCAGCUCCUCCUUAGCCACUGUGGAUUCCCGUGCCUCAUUCCUCUUUGCCAACAGGGCCUGUAGGCCAGGGUGGAUUCUGGGGGACGGGAGGAUGCCUCCUGCUUCUACCCAGGCACCUGGGUUUAUUGGACUCCGGGGGAUAAACGUGAACAGGGGGAGAGAGGCCAAGUCUUCUGUCUGCUCUCCCCUAACCCCUGUCCCCUGGAGACCAGGAGCUGAGACCCUCCUCAGGGAGAAGGUGCUGAGACCUGGGGGUGACACUCAAGCAAACCGUUUGGAAAAGUUAGGAAACCUUCAGGAUUCCGGUUCCAGCCAGGAUUGAGGAAGGGCCCCU
This is a messenger RNA of Lipotes vexillifer (Yangtze River dolphin), 1363 nucleotides long. RefSeq names its product sideroflexin 2 (gene SFXN2). The record is from RefSeq and is a predicted model, not a curated record. Lineage: Eukaryota; Metazoa; Chordata; Mammalia; Artiodactyla; Lipotidae. Gene Ontology annotation, molecular function: monoatomic ion transmembrane transporter activity. The coding region runs from base 20 to 988 and encodes 322 amino acids. Gene Ontology annotation, cellular component: mitochondrial inner membrane. The transcript has 11 exons. Gene Ontology annotation, biological process: serine import into mitochondrion; monoatomic ion transport.